AUGAAGAUUUUCAGAUCGUUGCGGCCGUCUGCCGCGUUCUAUCUCUGCGGCUCCUCGCCGGUGGAGUACGCCACCGCCAGUUCCCUCGAGAACUCCGUAGUCGAGUCCGUUCUCGGCUCCCGAUGGGACGCGGUGGAGGCAGCCGUCCCAGCUCUCACCCCGCCGCUCGUAACCACCGUCAUCCGGAGGCUCCGCCCGCACCCCCGCCUCAUCCCUACCUUCUUGCAGAGGAUCGGCCUCGACCGCCUCGAGCUUUCCUCUCUCUCCGCCGCUGCUUCCGAGCUCGCGGGCCUCGGUGAGGCGCUCCCCGCGCUGGACCUCCUCAAGCAGGCCAUCGCCGGCGGGAAGAUCCAGAGCGGCCCCGAACUCUUCGAAUCGCUUGUCGCUGCCGCCAUGGAGUCGGCGGAUGGCGCUCUGCCGGUCUUCGAGCUCCUGCUCAGGGCCCUCUGGGAGUCCGGCAAGCCUGAGGAGGCGCUAGAGGCCUUCUACUUCGUGAAGGAGACCGGCGCGCGGCCGAAGAUCGAGAUCUGCAACGGCCUGCUCAGCGCCUUCCUGAGGACGAACAGAUUAGGGAGCGCGUGGCGGCUCUACGCAGAGAUGUUCAGGAUGAAGAUCCAGUCGAACACCGCCACGUUCAACAUCAUGAUCAACGUGCUCUGCAAGGAAGGGAAGCUCAGGAAGGCGGUGGCCUUCCUACAGAUCAUGGAGUCCUCCGGCGUCCGGCCGACGGCCGUGACCUACAACACCAUCAUCCAUGGCCACUGUGAACGGGGGCGAGUCGAUAUCGGCCUGGAAAUCCUGGACUCCAUGAGGGAGAAGGGGAUCAGCCCCGACUCGUACACCUUUGGGAUCCUCAUAUCGGGGCUCUGCAAGCGUGGGAAACUCGAGGAAGCUUCGGCCAUGUUCUCCGAGAUGGAGGAGAGCAGCGCUGCGCCGACCGCGGUCACCUUCAACGCGCUGAUUGACGGCUUCUGCAACAAGGGGGAUCUGGAGACUGCGUUCGCCUACCGUACGAAGAUGGAGGCGAGGGGCAUCGAUCCGACGGUCGCCACCUACAACAUGCUCCUCCACGCCUUGCUCAUGGAGAGGAGGAACGCGGAGGCGGAUCGUCUGGUCGAAGAGAUGGAGAAGAAGAAGCUCGCCGCGGACGCCGUCACGUACAACAUUCUCAUCAACGGGUGCAGCCGAGCGGGGAACGUCGAGAGAGCCUUCCACCUGUUCGAGGAAAUGUCUGCAAGACGGCUCCGACCCACGGCGGUGACCUACACCUCCCUGAUCUACGGCCUCUCGCGGAGGAAGCGGGUAGAGGAGGCCCACAGACUGUUCCGGGCAGCCAUCGAGAGCGGCCUCGCACCAGACGCCGUCAUGUUCAACGCCCUGAUCGACGGCUUCUGCAGCGGCGGCAGGCCGGAGAGGGCCUUCGAGCUGGUUGCGGAGAUGGAGCGGCGGCAUGUCACCCCGGACGAGAUCACUUUCAACUCCCUGAUGAGGGGGCUCUGCCUGGCGGGUAAGGUCGAGGAGGCCCGAAAGCUUCUGGAGGAGAUGAGGAAUCGGGGGAUCGAGCCUGACCAUGUCAGCUACAACACGCUAAUCAGCGGGUACAGCCGGAGGGGGGCGGUGGGGGACGCCCUGCGGCUGCGGGACGAGAUGCUACACCGGGGAUUCAACCCCACCGUCCUCACCUACAACGCGCUGAUCCAAGGGCUGAGCGCCGGCGGGGAGGGCGACCUCGCCGAGGAGCUCCUGAGGGAGAUGUGGAGCAAGGGCGUCGGCCCAAAUGACGGCACCUACAUCGCCCUCAUGGAGGGUCUGGCAGGCGCCGGCGGCAGAGAGGUGACGGCUCCUCCGGCAUAA
Messenger RNA from Spirodela intermedia, 1854 nucleotides. The record is from the annotation of a GenBank genome assembly. Lineage: Eukaryota; Viridiplantae; Streptophyta; Magnoliopsida; Alismatales; Araceae.